Molecule: messenger RNA, 3374 nt
Organism: Clupea harengus (Atlantic herring)
Lineage: Eukaryota; Metazoa; Chordata; Actinopteri; Clupeiformes; Clupeidae
Product: gamma-aminobutyric acid receptor subunit rho-1
Biological process (GO): monoatomic ion transmembrane transport
Cellular component (GO): membrane
Molecular function (GO): extracellular ligand-gated monoatomic ion channel activity; transmembrane signaling receptor activity
Source: RefSeq, a predicted model, not a curated record
AUUCCUUCGCAAUAUUUUUGCGUUCCCUCGCUAAAGCAAAACUGUUGUGAGGUAAUGCAUAAUUAUUGCGAGGGAACACAAAGUUGCUCAGAAAACCACCGUGACCCUUAAAGGGCUCUGUACUUUCCUGCAAUAUAAGAAGGAGAAAAUAAAAUUAUAACUGGUAGCCUAUAGCCUACUUUUGAUGUCAUGUAAGCCUUUUUUUUUAAACACAGGCUACAAAUGUUACAGGUUACAGAUGUUAUAGCCUACAUUUUAAUGAUGAGGUUUUGCUCAAUCAUUACUGUUCACUUUGCUUAUCGUUACUGUUCGGUAAAUUGUCAAACUGAUUUGAGGUCGUUGUCAUUCUUUUGUCAACCUUGGUGUACAUUAUAUUUCCAUUUGCACAUAGACUAUUAUUGAAACGUGACCAGUACGUUUCAAAUUUGUCCAGAAAAAUACAUUCUUUCUUGACACCGGACCCGCAAGAAAACAAUUCUAAACCCUCUAAUGCUCCAUUUCAUGUACAUGAUUUAAAACCUGAUAUGAAUAGAAUAAUUUAAAAAUGAUUUAAAAUAUAUAUAUAAAAAGUAAAAGCGAUAUCAAACAACAACAGUCCUAGGAAGCCAACCUGCUAUAUAUCAAUAUGUAUCAACCUUCACAAACUCUAAUAUUUCAGUGUACAUAAAAAUCAGGUGUACCAUUACCCUUAACUGUAUUAAAAACGAAUGGACAGAACAAAAUAAAUCGCAUACAUUGUUUUGUGCCAUUCUCACCAAAGAGACAUCCUGAGGCACAUCACCUGUUCUACGUAAGAGAGAACCUUGGCAUGGGUCUUAAUUAAGCUCUUUUUAUUCACUACAUCUACAUUAAUAUUCCGAGGAUGCAUUCCCAUGUACCUCCGUGUGUGAUGACACAUGACCCCUGAUCCUGUAUCCUGUAUCCAUGACUACCACUAUCCCGUCACUAAAAAUAGGUCAUCAUAGGCGGAAAUCCCAAAUAUGCUGAAAAAAAUCAAACAUCAACAAUGGCGUGCGUUACUUACACCAAUUUUAAAAUUGACUCACGUGGAACUAACCCAAUUUCAUGAGCUCAUAAUCCAACUGUUUAGCCUGGAAAGACAAUGGGGCCAACGGAAAAUGUCAUCAGAUUUUUAAAUAAUUUUACCUAGCCUUUCUGGUCUUUCACGUGCCUUGCUACAAAAAGUUCACCAAAAACAAAAGAUAAAUAAUUGAAUAACCUUGUAAAAUCAACUUCUAAUCUAUUUGAGAUGUAGACACAUUGCUUGGUAAAUAAAACUAUCCUUGCCCAAUUCAAGGAUACAGAUGGCCAAGAAAAAAGUAGGUGGGGGGGAUGUCUUCCAGGGGCAUCUUUUCCUCCAGAUGAGCGCCACUGCCAUGGGGACCAGGCUGCCUGGCCUCCAGUCACGACAGUAUGACCGUCUCCACGGAACCUCCAGGCCCUGACCUCCAGGGGCUGAAAGCAUCCCAGCUGUGUCAUUACGGGGAUUGGUGCGGGGCGGUGCUGCCGCCGCCGCCGUCAUCGUCGCUGCCGUGGAACGCUGCACAUUCUCCACUGGAGGGAUCAAAUCUGUGCCAUCUGACGCCGGGGGAUUUGUGGGUUUAGUCUAAAUUGCUUUUUUUCUCUCCCCCCACUGUGGAGAUUAACCACUGAGGGAUGUUUACAGAGCACUGAGGCAGAGAGAGACAGAGAGAGAGAGAGAGAGACAGAGAGACAGAGAGAAAGAGACAGAGAGAGAUAGAGAGAGAGAGAUGCCGCUCAGGCUGGCUGAAGCGCUGCGCAGCUGAAGAGAAUGUCCCUGGACCUGGGAGCUGUUUUAGCCGGUGCGCCGAGUGGAUUUGGACUCUGAGGAGUUGCAGGGUGGUUUUUUCCCCCCCACUUUUGUCUUGUGUGUUUGAGUGUGGGCUUUUUUUUUUUGGUGUCUUUUUUGGCACUCCGUGUGGGGUAGGUGCAUCAUGCAGAUGGAGGCUGUCCUUGUGCUGUUCUGUGCCUGUCUGCUGGGGGUGACUGCACGUCAACGGAGCCACAGGCUGGAGAACUACAGACAAAGCAGAUUAAGAAGAGAGACACCAAAAAGGGAAGGAGUGCCUCACAAAACUGGCAGCCCAAUCUUCAGAAGAAGUCCAGAUAUGACAAAAACACCAGUGACAAAGUCAGAGCAACUGUUAAGAAUAGACGACCAUGACUUCUCAAUGAGGCCAGCAUUUGGAGGGCCUCCUAUUCCAGUAGGUGUGGAUGUUCAGGUUGAAAGCCUUGACACCAUAUCUGAAGUUGAUAUGGACUUCACCAUGACCCUAUAUUUGAGGCACUACUGGAAGGACGAGCGUCUGUCUUUCCCCAGCACCAACAACCAGAGCUUGACCUUUGACAGUAGGCUAGUGAAGAAGAUCUGGGUGCCAGACAUGUUCUUCGUCCACUCAAAGAGAUCCUUCAUCCAUGAUACCACCACCGAUAAUGUCAUGCUUCGGGUGUCUCCGGAUGGCAAUGUCCUCUACAGCCUGAGGGUCACAGUCACUUCUAUGUGCAAUAUGGACCUGAGCCGCUUUCCUCUGGACACACAAACAUGCUCGCUGGAGAUCGAAAGCUACGCGUACACUGAUGACGACCUCAUGCUCUACUGGAAGAAGGGCAAUGAGUCCCUGAACACAGAUGACCGCAUUUCUCUGUCCCAGUUCCUCAUCCAGAAGUUCCACACCACCACUAAGCUAGCCUUCUAUAGCAGCACAGGCUGGUACAAUCGUCUCUACAUCCAUUUCACCUUGCGACGGCACAUCUUCUUCUUCCUACUUCAGACCUAUUUUCCAGCAACGCUGAUGGUAAUGCUGUCCUGGGUGUCCUUCUGGAUCGAUCGCAGAGCUGUACCUGCCAGGGUACCUUUGGGAAUAACGACCGUUUUAACCAUGUCCACCAUCAUCACUGGUGUCAAUGCCUCCAUGCCACGAGUGUCCUACAUCAAAGCAGUGGAUAUUUACCUGUGGGUCAGCUUUGUAUUUGUCUUCCUCUCUGUGAUUGAGUAUGCAGCUGUGAAUUACCUAUCCACAGUGCAAGAACGAAGAGAGAGAAAACUCAGAGAUCGGCUGCCCUGUACGUGUGGCAUAGCAAAUCCGGACGACAUGAUGAUGAACCCGAGCUACAGCGAUGUAGACCCACAGAACAACAUGGGGAACUACGGGAUGCCCGAGAACGGAGGACGCCAGGAGAGGAUUUUAGCCCAGUUCACUAUGGGGGACAAUCAGACGACGAGCCAGGUGAAGAGUUCCAGGACCUACGUUAACAUCUGGAUCGACACUCACGCCAUAGACAAGUACUCGAGGGUGGUCUUUCCAGGUGCCUACACCCUCUUCAACAUCGUCUACUGGUCCAUCUACUGCUAA